Molecule: messenger RNA, 796 nt
Organism: Haliotis rubra (blacklip abalone)
Lineage: Eukaryota; Metazoa; Mollusca; Gastropoda; Lepetellida; Haliotidae
Exons: 4
Coding region: 32-763 (243 amino acids)
Source: RefSeq, a predicted model, not a curated record
CGACAACGGACGCUCUUUCUGACUGAUCAUCAUGUUAGAAGUCGUAUUGUUUGUCAAUGUGUACCUCCUCGUUAUCACCGUUGUCCAAGGUGUUCCAAUGGAAGUUUACACAAAUGGAGCCAAUGGAGUGAUCAAAGACUUAAUCACUUUGGGAGUUGAUGCUAAAGAAUGUACAAGUAUUGUGUACGAGGUAAAGGCAUGCAAGGACCAUGGUCUCAGCCUCCUGGACACCAACGGUGCGGAACUCGUUGAGUUUGUGAUUGGUGGCUGGUUCAAUGAUAAAUCCAGACUAACUAUCAAGCCAACCAGUGUAAAGAACAACGCCCAUACUACUUCCAUCCUGCACUGUAACGAGUAUAGAUGGUUCUGGGCAUUUUGGGGCAAUGGAAGUAUUUCAUAUGGAAAAGGCAAAACGAUUGGAAUCAACAAAGUCUUCGAUGUCACCGACCCGACAGGUGUCUCUGUCAAACGAUUCGGCCUGAAGGGUUUCAAUAGUGAGCCUCAUCGAAUCCGUUUAGGAGAGACCUGCAGAGGAGGAUUUCUCAGUGUCUGUGGCAAGUGGACCAACGGUCUGAUUGAGGACAAGUUUAACACAGACUAUCUAGCCUGUGCCUGGAGAUGCUUUCUCCACGCUAAGUGUGGGAUGUUCAGCCACAGAGGAAGUCAAGAGAGAUGUGCAUUAUUCGACAGGACGACGUCAUCUUUCAGGCUGAUUUCCGACACCGACUGGAAAUCGUGGAAGAUGCUGUACUGUAAUGCUUAAAUUUAUCCAACAUCUUUGCUUAUUCUAGUGUAC